This is a messenger RNA of Etheostoma cragini (Arkansas darter), 798 nucleotides long. It is a transcript of the gene spcs3, whose product is annotated as signal peptidase complex subunit 3. Lineage: Eukaryota; Metazoa; Chordata; Actinopteri; Perciformes; Percidae. Gene Ontology annotation, cellular component: signal peptidase complex; membrane. The record is from RefSeq and is a predicted model, not a curated record. The transcript has 5 exons. Gene Ontology annotation, biological process: protein targeting to ER. The coding region runs from base 125 to 667 and encodes 180 amino acids.
CGUAUUCAUUCUAAGAAACUUGACGUUUCCUUUCUGUACACAGUAGCUAGCAACCGCGCACAUCUCGUGCGAUACAUCUCUUAUUGAAAUACUGUAAUUGUCAUUAUUCUCGUGCUAUUUAAAGAUGAAUACGGUUCUGUCGAGAGCUAACUCUUUGUUCGCUUUCUCCCUGAGCGUCAUGGCGGCCUUAACUUUUGGCUGUUUCGUCACGACAGCGUUCAAAGACAGAAGAGUUCCUGCUGACAUCCACGUCUCUAAAGUCAUGCUGAAGAAUGUUGAUGACUUCACAGGACCCAGGGAGCGCAGUGAUCUGGGUUUCCUCACCUUUGACCUCUCAGCCGAUUUGCAGCCAGUUUUUGACUGGAACGUUAAACAGCUGUUUCUCUAUCUGUCUGCUGAGUACAGCACAAAGAGCAAUUCUCUGAACCAGGUGGUUCUGUGGGAUAAGAUCAUCCUUCGAGGUGAAAACACCAAGCUGAACCUCAGAGACAUGAAGUCCAAAUACUUCUUCUUUGAUGACGGGAAUGGACUCAGGGCCAAUAAGAACAUCACGCUAACUUUGUCAUGGAACGUUGUUCCCAACGCUGGAAUCCUGCCUCUGGUGGCUGGAAGUGGACAAGUCAGCCUCCCUUUCCCAGAAGCAUAUGAGACCACCAAGACCUAUUAGACAGAAACACACACCCAGCCAGUUUCAACACACACACACACACACACACACAUACACACACACAUGUUUCUUCAUAGCCCUAACCCUAAAUUAAUUUUUGGUUUGUAAUAAAAGUUGAGAUUGGAAUAUCA